CACAGGCUGAUCAGACCUGGGUGUGUGUCCCCAACAUCUUGGGGCCUAGUUGGGUUCUCUCCUCCUGAUCCAGAGCCGACGGCUGCAGCGUUUGGUGACCCUGCAGCUUGCAGUCAUAAGCUCUGGAUGUCACUGUGAACAUGACUGCACUUCAGGAGGGAGCUGAAACAGCACGAGUGGGAAUCGUACUUAGUGGAAUCUCAGAGUGUGAAGACGGUUUAGUUAUUAGUGAAGACGGACAUGGACUGAGCUACACGUCAGGAAGAAAUAAGGAAGAAACAUCCUUUUCAUUUGACCAAGUUGUGAAUGUUGACAACAUACAGAGCGUCCAUGCUGAGCUCCUGCAGCCUCUCACUGACUCCAUAUCUGCUGGUUAUAAUGGAGCUCUGCUGGUAUGUGGAGUCCCCACAGAGAGGAUUUGCUCUCUGAUUGACCAAAGCAUCAUCAAACAACUCCUGGCUGAGCUGUUCAGUCGCAUCUUGUCACAAGAGAAAGAGUUGCUCAUCUCUGUGUCGUUCCUUCAGUUUUAUCCAGAUGGCAGUGCAGUAGAUGUUCUCAGCCCCGACAGACAGACUUUAAAACUUGUCACACACCCUGUCCUUGGAAGUCUUGUAGGAGGUUUGUGUGAGGUGUGUGUGUGUUCAGAAGAGGAGGCCUACGCUCUGUAUGAAACCUGCAGGGAGACACUGAAGGCCAGAGCAGACUCCAUGUCCAACAGAUGUAGUUUCCUGUUCUCAGUGGCUGUUGAAUGGAAACUUCAUCCAGAGGAGGAGGAGUCGGAGGUCUGCCGCAGCCGGCUGCAGCUGUUCAGCCUGGCAGGAGGAGCCAGCAGGACUGACCUCAGAGGAGUCAGUCCCCUGGUGAAGGUUUUGGACCAAAUCUCCUGUGGAGCUACAACAGCUGACCAGCUCCUCCCUCUCCUUCUAUAUGACGCCUUAACAGGAAACAGUAGAGCGGUCCUGAUUUACUGCAUUAACCUGCAAGGCCUUCUGGAUUAUGAGACCCCCUCUGCCUUAGCUUUGGCCCAGAAGGUGAGGGGCUUGGUGAAUAAAGCCACUGUUGGUCGCUGGAAUCCAAGAGCGACCGAACGGGAGAUCCGUGAUAAAAUCAUGGAACUGCAAACCCUGAUGAUGUCACAGGGUGGAGGUGAAUUUCAGAACACUCACAGGCUGGCAGAGCUGACUCAAAACCUACAGAUUGUGAAGAAUCAGUCAUGGGAGAGGAGGAGGGACGAGUCGAAGGAAAUAAAAAACAAUAGACAGGAGCACGGUCCGACCCCGAACUGCAACUGGCACAGCAGUGAUCACAGAGAGACAACUGACACAGAGAGGAAUUUACAAGAACAACUGAAACUAGAGAUGGAAGAACAUAUCAGAGAGGGUAAAGGGAAAGUGGAGAAAGUCCAGGAGAGAGUAGCUAGAAUCCAGGAGCUGAAGAAGGCUCUCAGAGAGGAGACACUGAAGAACGGGGCUGUUACAGAGAAAUCUGACCUCUGUCAACAAUCUCAAUUGGAAUACAAUAAAGCAAAGGAGCGGAGGAGACUACUUAAAGAGGAUCAUGGGAGAUUAAUCCAGGAGGAGGUGGAGAAGAUGGAGAGAGACUUGGCACAGGAGCAGCUACCGAAUGAGGGGCCCCAGCGAGAGCUGCUGGUGCUGACCAGAGAGAGGCAGGUCCUGGUGAUGCAGAUGGAGGCCCUACGCACUGAGGCCCUGCAGGCAGAGAGAGAUCUGCAGGAUCAGUAUCACAGACACCAGCAGGAGCUGUGUUGUCUGAGGGAGGAGAGUCUGCAGGUGUUCAGGGCGUUUCGUCAGGUGAGCGAGGAGCACAGGAAGAUGUCAGAGGGCAGAUACAGAUGUGUGCUGCUGGAGGCCGUGCAGGAUGCUGUCUACCUCUCUGCACAGAACCAGCAGCUGCAGGCCGACAACAGACAACUCCACAAAGCACUGGGAGAGUUAAAGGAUGCUCUGGCUGUGAGAGCUGAUCCUAAGGUUGAACCUUUUUCAAACAACAAUGAAGAGUAUUCAAAGAGCAUGCUUACUGCACAUUGUGAAAUAUAAAACUGUUUCCGAAGAAAUUUAUUGUACAUCGUGUAAAACUAUCUUUCUUGUUGGAGGAGAAUGUGACACAAAACAGAAAAACAUGACAAUAGCAGCACUCUUUAGAAAAGUUUUACUGAAGAAAAUAUGAUCUUUACUUGCAUUGUUUGACAUAAUCAUAAAUUAAACUCUAAAACAUGA
Messenger RNA from Paralichthys olivaceus (Japanese flounder), 2237 nucleotides. It is a transcript of the gene golga6l9, whose product is annotated as golgin A6 family like 9. Lineage: Eukaryota; Metazoa; Chordata; Actinopteri; Pleuronectiformes; Paralichthyidae. The record is from RefSeq and is a predicted model, not a curated record. Gene Ontology annotation, biological process: microtubule-based movement. Gene Ontology annotation, molecular function: ATP binding; microtubule motor activity; microtubule binding.